Messenger RNA from Trichomonas vaginalis G3, 7197 nucleotides. Its product is annotated as beige/BEACH-related family. Gene Ontology annotation, molecular function: protein binding. The record is from RefSeq and is a predicted model, not a curated record. Bases 1 to 7197 code for a protein of 2398 amino acids. NCBI's taxonomy places the organism in Eukaryota, Parabasalia, Trichomonadida, Trichomonadidae. The transcript has a single exon.
AUGGAAAAUGACGAAAUUUUACAGAUAGUUUCAAUAUUAUCUGUAAAAUUUCCGGAUAAUAUUCCUGAGGAGUUUGCAACACUACCCAUCGUUGAUAUCCUUAAAAAUACAACAUUUCCAGAUAUAAAACACUUUGAAACGGUGGGAAUCUCUGUUUCUCAGCUCCAAAAGAAAUCCAAUGCCGAAAUAUCGAAAUCCCUGCUCUUUGAAUUUAACUUUUCUACUGAAGUUUUGGAAUUUUUCAUUUCAUAUACUUCCAAGACUCCAGAAGCAGAGUAUUACAUCGAUGUAUACAUACUAGUAUCAUUUGCAUACUGGUUUCUUCAGUAUGAGCAGACAAAAUCCUCAGAAAAUGCAUUACUUUUAUUAAAAUCGAUGCAUCGAAUCGUAAAUACGAAUUUCAAGAAGAAAUCAACCCAACUUUUUUCUAUUAUAAUGAAUGUUUACAUAAAUUCACCACAAUUCGUUUCAAAAGAAGUUAUGCCAUUAAUACCGAGAAUUAUACAAGAAUUGAAGACGGAAUGGAUGUAUUUUUCUAAAUGGGUACUAACAUUUAUCUCAAUAUUACUACAACCCGAAAACAAAACUUUAUUUGAAGAAUUUGCUUCCGAAUUAACCCCAGAAGUCAACAAAUCCACAGAUCCAAUCAAGCAAAGCGAGUUUACAUCACUCUGCCACAUUCUAGGCCGAGAUAUCAUGGAAUUAAACAACACAGAGAUAAAAGUCUUCACAGCUUUCAUUCAUCAUUAUAAAGAACCGAUAGGAACAGAUUUCUUGGAUUUCGCAAUUGUAUCGUCUUUUUUAAAGACAUUUAUUCCAACUUCUUUUGGAAAAACUACAGAUCAGCCAGAAAUACCGGAAAUCGGGUUCCACCAAGGCAUUUUGUAUUCCGUCGAUGUUACAAAGCUCUUUGACAAGCUUCCUGUUCAAUUUGAUGACGUUUCUUACUUUGAAUUUCAAAUUAAACCGGAAUUUAAAGAGCAACAUGAGAAUUUACUUAGUAUACUUACAGAGAAAUGCAGCGUGAUGGAUAUCAUGACACUUAUGAAGAAGUGGAUCGCUCAGUUGGGCACAGAAGAAACAAUUUUAAAUAAUAUUUCAUUUUUUACUUACAUUUUGGAUAAAAUGGACAUGACACCAGAUGAAGUAAGGGAAUACAUCAAAACUGUGGCCGAAACAUGUGCUUUUUCUGCAACAAUUUACGUAACAAAUAUUAUUAAGCUGCAAAGGUCAAUUGUAUACAUCACAAGGAAGGCACAGUUCUCGGGCAUCCCAUUUCUCGUCAAAACAAUCAAGAAUCAUAAGAUAAUUUACAACAUUGUUCGAGUUUUGUUUGUAAACUUCGAUUUGCUCGGAAAAGAGAUUUUCAAUUCAUCGGAAAUUCUCAAAUCUAUCGUCCAACUGUUUUUUUCUGCGGUAGAAACUCAAGGAACCGAAAAAAUUUUGAAUGAUGUUUAUUUAUUCGUAAUGAAGACGAUAAACGUCAGUGAGAAUGCUAAUGUAUGUUUCUCAUUGCUCGAAUUCAACUCCCUCAUUGUUUAUUUCAUAAUUGAUGACUUAAUUCGACCAAAAGUUUUAGAAUUUCUCAAAACCUUCAUGUUAAAUGAGCUUUCGAGCUUCGGAAUGGCCUUUCCAUCCGCUGUAUCAAGUCUCCUGCAAACUCUGACCGUCCAAUACAGUUUUGCUCACUCAAGAAAUAUUGCGAACGAAAUUUUGGAGACAUUGAACUACUGUUUGCUCGAGAGACCCGCUCUUGUCCUAAUGUUCUCAAAUAUACACCCAGUUCUCAAGUUGUUGCUUCAAAAUAUUGGAGAAUCUGAUAUCGACUACAAAAUUUUAGUAAAUAUCAUAAAGUUCACAAAAAUAGUCAUUUCGGAUGUGAACUGUGAUCCAUCCAUCAUUCAAAUCAUUAUUAAGAAAACUCUGAUAAUGAAAAAUGAAAAUUUCCAUGAUGCCGUGCAAUCUGAGCUAUACGAGCUUGCAAUUUAUAAGAAUCCGAUGGAGAUUAUCAGGUUUAGCUCCCUUUUGACCAUAAUUUUGCAGAGAUAUAAAUCAAAAGAAGAUAAAAUUUUAUUUAUAAGGAUGAUACACGCUAUAAUCAAAGUAUCAAGGAAUAACUUGAUGGAAUUACUCAAUUCCAAGUUCGAUGAGUAUCUUUUGGACGAAAUUGCGAAUUUCGGAACAAAUGAAGGUAAUAACGACGAAUUGGUUGAAGCUUACCUUGAUUUAUUGACAGAGAUACACUCAAAGGCCGCAUCCACAGCCAGUGUUUCUAAAUAUAUUACGUUGUUUUCGCCUUAUGAAGGGAAAUACAUUCAUCCCAACAUUUUAUCGAUAUAUAACCACUUUAUAGAGACUGUUGAGAGAUAUAUGAUAGAACCCGUACCUUAUAUUCCAUUAAAAUCAGGUUCUCCGACGAUUGAAAUGACAAUUAAGGAAAAAUCCUUCAUUUUAUCGGUUUAUAUGUUCAUAGAACCAUAUAAUUGUAUUAAUUAUGACACAAUAUGGACCGUAAAAGCCGCAAAUACCACUGUUUCUUUAUGUAUUCAAAAUUUGAAGUUUGUUUUCAGUUUUAACUUCAAAAACAACUUACAAUCAUUGAAUAUAAGGAAACAGAAUAUGGGAUAUUGGUUCUGGUUGAACGUAUUGAUCUCUUUUGAACCUAAUUUAAUAAGAUUGAAAUUUAUUGACGAAAAUGUUGAUGAUAUUGUAUUUCCUUUCGAGUACAACAACGAAGAUAUCAUCAUUACAGUCGGUCCGUCCAAUCCAAAGAACAAUCAAGUGCCAAUUGCCUACAUUUCGGAUGCAAUUAUUUCAAAAUCAGACCAACAACCAUUGAAUUUCAAAAACCAUGAUAACCAUAUCGCUUAUUUCACUUUAUCCGAGAAGAACAGAAGGAUAAACCUCAAAUCUCCCUUCGAAACAAUAAAAUUAGUUGGGCCAACUAACAUUAGAAGCUCUGCAUUCCCAAGUAUCUUCGCGCACACUGUUGGAUUUCGUUUCUUCUCCAUUAUAUUCGCGGAAGAAAACAUGCAGGCCGUGAAUAAGAGAAAAAUUGAAAAUUUAUUAAUACAUAUCUUGAAAGGAUUAACAAGAUUGUUUCAGGCUUAUACUAGAUUAGAGUUCUACUUCUUCAAAGGAGACUGCACUGCUGUUUUAUGCUACUUUUUGAUGAAUCAUGAAAAAACAAUAGAAUUAUUUACAACGAUCAAAGAGUUUUCACUUGCAUUGCAUUAUACAAAACUCAAGAAUGAAGUAUUUAAGAACGUUUUGCUUUCUUUUCUUAUUUGGAGAACAGCUCCUCAAAAUGUUUUAGUUCACGUGACUUCCCAGUGGAUUUCCUUACUCACCAAGCAAACUUAUCCAUUGUUUGAAGACGCCAUCCCUUUAAUUGCCGUUUUAAGAGAAAUAAGAUUACAAUCUUCCCUAGAAGAGCCUUGUAUCCCCAUUAUUUCCAAUUAUUCGGCAAUUGCGUCCAACAUGAUCUUGCUUGCGAACACUAGUUAUAACUUUGAAUGCUUAGUUGGAGAAAUUGUUUCAUCAUCAACGGCUCAACAAACAAUUAUGCUAAAUACUAUUCUCCAAUCUGUUCUAACGAGUGAACACAUUGCGGAAAGCCAUGUUCGCGAUAAAGAAGCCUGCUUUUUCUUGUUACAAUCAAUUUUACGAAUUCCCGAUGAAAGCUUAUUAAUAAUGAUACUUGAUUGCAUCAUAUUAGCCCAUACACGCCAUAUUUUUGAUACAAUUCCUUUAUUUUACCACGUAACAAUUGUUCAACGGAUGAUUUUGCCAGAAAUGCUUUCAAUGAACGCCAUAAAUCUCAUUUCGGCCAAGACGAGUUGCACUAGCGAGUUAGUUGGUAUUUUGGUGAAGAUGGCGUCUCAAAUUGGCCAAGAAGCACUAAAUUCUGCCGCAAAAUCGAUAAAAUUGAAUGAUUCCUUCUCUUCCAUUGAAUUAGUCAGCUUCGUUAACGAGCUUUUCUUUUAUUCCGAUAAAUCUUCGCUCACAAAAUAUUUUGAAUUUCUGGAUAAGUUUGUUCCCAACGCUUUACAGAUAUUGAAGGCGAACGAGAUAUUCGAAAUAUUCCUUACAAGUGAAUACGCGUUACAUCUGAUGCAAACAAAUAACACAAACUAUACUUUGGAUGAAAUUAUUUCGAUGAUUUUAUUUACGUGCAAGAAAAACAUAUCGGAAAAUUUCUACAAGGCCUACCAGAACAGCCCAUUCAGCAAACAGAAGAAAAGAGCCAAAAUUUUCAUACCAUUAGAAGAAAAAAUUUUGAAUAUGGUCAAAGUCAAUCCCAGCUACGUUUAUUACAUCCGAUUAGAUCAGAAUAAUAAAUGGAUGGACCACUACCUGGCCAAAAUCAUUCUAGAUAAGGCUCUUCAGGAGCAAACGAAAACAGACAAUUUCCCAAUCGACGAAAACCUCAAAGACCUUCUUAUUCUUACAAUGGUAAGGUGCGGAGACGAAAGUUUCGCUCAUUUACUCAAAGAUCCGACGGUUUUGAUGGUUGCGGACUAUUUUAGGUUCAAUUUCACUCAUUCCGAGAAAUAUAUAGCAAAUAUACAGAUGCCGAAGAUAAUAAAGUACUUCGAGACCAUUGAAUUCCCUUACGAAAAGAAAGUUGGAAAGAUUUACACUUAUUUACACGAAUACUUAACAAAUCAAGAAGAUAUUGUAAAUAAGAAUAUGCAGAUGACGAAAGCUGAUGAGUUCAUUGAUGGAUAUUACGCGGAAAACUCUAAAACUUUCGAUUCUUUCCAAGAUUUGACGAAAUCAUAUGAAAUUAAAUGGAAGAAGUUGUUAAGAGAGUUCACUCAGAAGCACGCUCCAUGGUAUCAGUACUUUGUCCCUGAAAAUGAACGUAAAACCCAUUUAAUGCGCGAUGAUGUGAUUGUUAAAGGUGUUCCAUGCAAAUUAAUCAUGAAUUCGAACUUCGAUGACCAUCUGAUGGCCUCCCUGAUCAGAGAUACCGGCGGACAGAAGGAAGCUGAGAAAUUAAUGCAAGAAAGACUAUUACAAGAACAGAACAUUAAUAAGAAGAAGAUCAUUCCUAUCGGAAUCGAAAUUCCUAAGUUCGAUUCAGAAAAAGAAGCGAAUUCCCCUUCAAAGAAAGAUAAAAUCAAAGAAAAGUCAUUUGACUGUCAAAAAGUGACAGUUACGGGCGUAGAAGAAUGUAAACUUGAAUUUGGACUUUUUAUAUCGAUUAAGACAGCGAAAUCAACAAUUUCGUUUGAGAAAGAAGAAGUACAAGCCAUAUACCUUAGAACAUUCUUACAGAAACCAACAGCUUUGGAGAUUUUCCUUGAUUAUGUAAGUUAUUUCCUUAAUUUCGACAUUUCAGUUCUUAAUAAUGUCUUCAAGUACUUCGAGAAGGUCAUACCAAGGAACGUUGUCGACAACAAACUGCCAAAAGUUGUGUUUUCAAGUCUAGAUUUCACAGAUAAGUGGAUCAGCGGCGAAAUCACUAAUUUCGAGUAUCUCAUCGCUCUAAACAAAUACUCCGGACGUUCCUUCAACGAUCCAGCCCAGUAUCCAAUGAUGCCGUGGGUCAUAUUAGACUAUGACUCAGAAAAAAUAGAUUUGAACGAUAAAAAACUUUACAGGAACAUGUCAAAACCGGUUGGAGCGUUAGAUAACGAUAGAUUGGAGAUUUUGAAGAAAAAUGCAGACAAUAGAAACGUUGGACUUCCAAAAGAGAACUGGUUCUUGUACGGAACAGGUCCAAUAUGUCCAAUGCAGGUCUACGGCUACUUCGUGAGGCUGGAACCAUUCACUUCUAUGCACAUUCAGUUCCAAGGAGGGAAAUUCGACAAUUCCAGCCGAAUUUUCAAGUCAAUACAGCAGUGCUUCAAGAAUUGCACACAUAACUUGCAGUCUUUCUACGAAUUGACCCCCGAAUUCUACAUUUCGCCUGAAUUUCUGACGAAUUCAGAACAUUUCGACCUCGGAACAGGAGAUGAAGGCAAUGUUAAGCUUCCUAGCUGGUCUAAAACAGAUUACGAGUUCAUCUAUUUGAAUAGAAAGGCCCUGGAAUCAGAUUUCGUAUCAUCAAACUUACAUAACUGGAUAGAUCUCAUCUGGGGAUACAAACAGAACGGCCAGAAGGCGAUAGAAGCAGAUAACGUGUUCGAUCCAAGUAUGUACGAGACGUUUGUCGUAAAAGACUCAGAUAUCGCGUUGAAAUUGCAUACAGAGACCGUUAGAAAGGAAGUUGGGCAGAUUCCGACGCAGAUGUUCUUCGAGCCUCACAAGCAGAGGAACGUAGUAAAGAAUUCCUUCCAGAUUUUGAAGGAAAUUUCGAUAAAUUUAGGCGAAAUGCAAUCGUUAGGAUGGAUCGUGUCACAGCAAGUUGACAGUAAAUUGUCUCUCAAAGUAAUAAUGUUCUCUAAUAGUAAUUUGGACAUUUUCUACAAGAUUAACCUCGGAACAUCAGAUUUCGACGUAGAAGAGAGAUUCCAAGCACCUGUAAAGAAUUUCGAGCACAUGGCUGCAAAGUCCUUCGAGAAAAUCUUCACUUAUGACAUAGAAAACAAUACAAUUUCCUCAUUUAACUAUUUCAAAAAAACCGUCAAAAAUUCAGAGCAACUUUACGGUUUUGUUAACAAUUUAUCCACUGAUGGAAAUUAUGUUUCUGUGGCUAGUGACGACGGAACAAUAUUAAUUUUAGAUUCUGACACUUUACAAACGGUUUUCAGAUUGAGUACCUAUGGUGAUUCUCCUAUUUUGAUUGAUAUUAAUUCUGUAUUUGAUUUAGUAGUUGUCAGCACAGAAUUAGGCUCAUUACACUUCAUUUCUCUUCAUCAUCAGUCGAUUCUGAGAACUGUUUAUUUGCAAGGCAAAAUCUCACUUCUUAAGAUCAGUCCUGGCUGGGGAUUUGUCCUUGUUUACGUCGUGAGGGGCGAAGAGAGCGAGUUUCGCCUUUAUUCGAUGAACGGAGAGUUAAUUAGAUCUUCUGUCAUGACAGAUCAGAUCAAAGACAUUGUUUUGUACUCAGAUAGAAAUGGAUUUGACUUCUGCAUCUGUUUGACACAGAAAUGGAAAGUUUUCACAUUCGAACUUUUUUAUUUGAUGCAACAGACAAAAAUUUUGUUUUACGGGAAUUUCCCGUUGAUGAAAAUCGAAUUCGUCAAAGAUAUUAAUUGCGUUAUUUGCUUCGGAAAGAAAUCAAAGGUUGUUGUUGUACCUAUUUAA